Molecule: messenger RNA, 627 nt
Organism: Lachnellula hyalina
Lineage: Eukaryota; Fungi; Ascomycota; Leotiomycetes; Helotiales; Lachnaceae
Exons: 2
Coding region: 1-627 (208 amino acids)
Source: RefSeq, a predicted model, not a curated record
AUGUUCAUAUUAGACCCGGCCACGAUCGUUGCACAGGUGAAAGUUUGUGGAGUCUGCAACGAGGUAGAGUCGAAAUACAAAUGCAGCCGGUGCUACCUGCCGUACUGCUCAGUCGCGUGUUCUAAACUUCAUAAUCAAACACAUCCAGCACUGGAGCCCCCUCCUAAAGCUGACGGCCCACCUCCGGAACCUCAGCCAAGUAAAGGCGUCCCAAGAGCCGGCACUGUAGCUGCCGCUGGCUACAAAGGACCAUUCGCUGCGUUGGACAGCUCGACAGAACUCCAAGAGCUCUUCCGAAAGCACCCGAAUUUACGGUCACAACUCGAAGCUAUCAAUAGCGCCACACUGCCGCCCGUUGAAGGCUAUGGUCUUGCUCAAGGUGGUUCAAGAAAGGGUGGGAAAGUCGAGCCUUGGAACUCAGAUCGCGGACUUCAAAAGGGCGUUGAAGCACUUUCAAAAGCCAGGAAUACAAGUGGCGAGGAUGGAAGGUGCAUUCGAGAGUUCUCAAGGCUAGUACUUCAGUUACUCUCCGGAGACGACGGUGAUCAGGCAGCGGAUGUGAUCCAGAAGAAUAUAGCGGAGGAAAAUACCAGAAUCAUCGAGCAGCUCCUGAAUAAUGAGCGGUGA